Messenger RNA from Amphiprion ocellaris (clown anemonefish), 1775 nucleotides. Its product is annotated as papilin-like. The coding region runs from base 128 to 1273 and encodes 381 amino acids. The transcript has 8 exons. Gene Ontology annotation, cellular component: plasma membrane; axon. The record is from RefSeq and is a predicted model, not a curated record. Gene Ontology annotation, molecular function: cell-cell adhesion mediator activity. Gene Ontology annotation, biological process: dendrite self-avoidance; axon guidance; homophilic cell-cell adhesion. NCBI's taxonomy places the organism in Eukaryota, Metazoa, Chordata, Actinopteri, Pomacentridae.
CUUUUAUGUUGCAUGAUCGUCUUUCUGUCUUUUCCCCUCUUGAAGCCAGGUUGUGGGCGCUCUUUAUGCUUGCUUUGGUGACCAACAGUGGAGCAUAAAGUGACUUUCAUCCUCUUCCUCCUUCCAAAUGUCUCCUUCUUUAUCUCUUCCUUCCAUGCUUCCUUUCCUCCUUGGUUUCCUCCUUUGCUUGCUGUCGUGUUUCCUCAGUUUGACCUUAGGAGGGGUGUCCAUCGAUAAGUCCGAUCCCUCCACCGUGGAGGCGUUGGUCGGCCAGACGGUCGUGUUGCCCUGCAGAGUCAGUCCUCCGCCGUCGUCCACCGUCGUCGUGGAGUGGAGAAGAGACGGCGUCCCUCUGUCCAACCACAGGCAUCACCAGCAGCCCAAUGGUUCCCUGUUGGUCGGUCCUCUCAUCGUCUCAGACUCUGGCUGGUUCCUUUGUGUGGCCACUCGAGUUCGAGAAAGAGAUCAUCGCUACAUUUACCUGUCGGUUUCAGAAGGAUCAUCUCAGGUGCUUCCUACGUCGCUGCCCAGAGACGGUCCACUCCCCAGGUUCAGUAUCGAGCGUUCGAGCUCCUCCAUGGUGGAAAUGCGAGCAGGACAAACUGCCAGACUGAGCUGCAACAUCGUCCCUCCUUCAGCUCUGCAGUCUGUCAACAUUCAGUGGACUAAAGACGGACAAACCCUCAGUGACCCCAGGUUCACUCAGCACUCAGACGGGACUCUGAUCAUCGGCCCUCUGAAGUCUGAAGAUUCUGCUGUUUAUACGUGUACGGUUUCUAACCAGCAGCAGCUGGAGCAGAGACAGCUGCAGCUCAGAGUCCAGGCCGACCUGCGCAUCACUACAGCUCCCAACAACAUCCAGGUGUCUGAAGGCAGCACUGCUCUGCUGCCCUGCGUCGUAUCCGGAGACAACGUCAACAUCGGAUGGUCCAGAAACGGUGUCCCGGUUCGUCCAGACGGUAGAAACAUCCUCACAUCGUCUGACGGCAGCUUGAUCCUGAACAGCGUGAAGCCUUCAGAUGAGGGAACCUACACCUGUAACGCCUACACCGGGAUCUACUCCGUCAGCGCCACGGCUGAAGUUAGAGUCAUCAAACACACACAGCAAGGAGUUGAUAUUCCUCCUGAAUGCGUCGACCAGCCUGAAUUGGCCAACUGUGAGCUCAUCGUUUACGCCCGGCUUUGCUCCAACACGUAUUAUUCCAGUUUCUGCUGCGCCAGCUGCACCAGACACAGCUCACAGAACAAUGGCAGGUUCAGUCGAUCCGGAUAAUAAAACAAUAAAAACAAACUGCACAAACAGCAGCUGCAGGAGGAAGAGGAAGUGUUUUUCAUUGUUUUAACUCUGAACUGCUGCAUUUGCCAAAAGGACUCACAAACCACUGACCAGGCUGUGCAGAAGCAUGAAUGAAUCACAAAAAGGGACUGAUUACCGUAGAUGUAGAUGAACUAGGAGUCUGUUCAGGGAUGGAAACGAGAGAAACCCUGUAAACCUGUAAAGUCUGCUGAAUGUGAUGAGGAGAGGAAAUAUUCUCACUCUGCCACAUCUUUAAAAUAAGUUAUUCACUCUCUGGAAACCUGCAUGUUCUCUGUUUUUUAGAGAAUGGUGAGGAUUUCCCUUUGAGAUUAUGGAAUGAUUUCUGUUCUGUUGUGACCACUUCUGUGUUUUUAAUGUUCGCCGAGACAAGAAUCAGUUCUUAUGAAGCCCUAUUUCCACUUCAUAUUGUCUAUUUUUUUGUAAUUAUUUGAUAUUAAAAGUCAUAUUUUGAUAAAAA